Amorphotheca resinae ATCC 22711 is the source of this 1317-nucleotide messenger RNA. RefSeq lists its product as hypothetical. Gene Ontology annotation, biological process: protein polyubiquitination; ubiquitin-dependent protein catabolic process; positive regulation of proteasomal ubiquitin-dependent protein catabolic process. Gene Ontology annotation, cellular component: ubiquitin ligase complex; cytoplasm. The record is from RefSeq and is a predicted model, not a curated record. Lineage: Eukaryota; Fungi; Ascomycota; Leotiomycetes; Helotiales; Amorphothecaceae. Bases 1 to 1317 code for a protein of 438 amino acids. Gene Ontology annotation, molecular function: ubiquitin protein ligase activity; zinc ion binding; ubiquitin conjugating enzyme binding. The transcript has 2 exons.
AUGGACGAGGAAACCGCAGCUCUGAUCAUCCAGCUGCAGAUCGAAGACAGCCAGGAGCUUUCCGCCAUCUCUGAGGGCAAAGGCAAAGGAAAGGAGGGGGAUGUAUCGGACGCCGAGCUUGCAUUAGGUCUGUAUAACGAGGAUCUGCGACAGAGAGCUUCAAUCAUCCAAGACCGGCAGAUGACCAAGAGUAUUGCUCGUGCUUGCCAGACAGAUGGAAAUGCGCUCGCAGCCUCCCUGGCGGAAGAGCAGACCGCUGCAACCGAUCGUGGAGCUGCUGGCAGACUUGGCGGAGUGACAGCACCAGCCCCUGUUGAGCCGUGGACCAUCACUUCGGAGGAACUGGACGAAGAAUUGCUGGCAAAGCUGUCCGCUCUUUACGUUGAAUCCGCUACUGAAGAAUCGGGUCUCGAGAUCGCAGAGGCUGAAAGUUUGUCAGACGGCGAGCAUGACAACCCAGAAUCUUCGGAGUGGGCUGCUACGAGAACACCAUCAAAGACUCUUCAUCGGCGUUGUGUUGCUUGUCGAGAGCACGUGAAGUACUACGAUAUCGCCCGUGUUCCUUGCGGCCACGAGUACUGUAGAGACUGUCUUCGAGACCUGUUCCAGGCCUCAAUGACAGAUGAUUCUCUAUUUCCUCCCAAAUGCUGUCGCCAACCACUUGUCUCGGGCGGCGUGCGUAUCUUCUUGACCCCCGAACUCGUCAAGGAAUAUGAACGGAAGAAAAUCGAAUACGAUACUCCGAACCGAACAUACUGUUCUAAUCCCGUCUGCUCGUCCUUCAUCAAGUUGGGAGACAUCGCCAAUGAGCUGGCUACUUGUACGGAGUGCGGUACGAUCACUUGCACCAUGUGCAAAGCAGUUCAACAUACCGGGGACUGCCCGGCUGAUACUGCAUUGCAGCAAGUUCUCGAGGCAGCAGAAGAGAAUGGCUGGCAACGCUGCUAUUCAUGCCGCCGCUUAGUAGAGCUAGACGUUGGCUGCCACCACAUGACAUGCCCUUGCGGCGCGCAGUUCUGCUACGCCUGCGGCCUAAGCUGGAAAACCUGUCCAUGCCCCCAGUGGAGCGAAGAGCGCCUUUUCGCGCGCGCAACCCAGGUCGUGGCACGUCGACCCGCCCAUGCGAAUCCGCAGGCGCAGUUCGCCACAGCAGUGCAGAAUCUCCGGGACAGACACGAUUGCAACCAUCUUCUUUGGCUGUACGUGCGUGGUCGGCACCAGUGCGAGGAGUGCCGUCAGACGUUGCCGACGUACAUCUUUGAAUGUCGACAGUGCAAUAUCCAGGCUUGCAACAGGUGUAGACGGAAUAGGUUAUGA